Messenger RNA from Fusarium redolens, 1223 nucleotides. RefSeq names its product Alpha/Beta hydrolase protein. The record is from RefSeq and is a predicted model, not a curated record. The transcript has a single exon. Lineage: Eukaryota; Fungi; Ascomycota; Sordariomycetes; Hypocreales; Nectriaceae. Bases 49 to 1026 code for a protein of 325 amino acids.
CAUAAAACCCGCAUAGCCAUACAACUCAGUCUCGGUCCACGCAUCAAAAUGUCCAAAAAUACAAAAGACCUUGUCCUACCGCGCCCAGGGGCGACUUGCACGUCUCAGCCGCCAGUUGCGGGACCUACCGAGGCUGCGUUCGUCGAAACAUUCGGCGCUCUACUGCCAGCCGCUCAAUUCCUUCAGACUCCCCGCGGAAAGGCUGCUUAUUAUGAAAUCACCCCUUCAUCAUCCAUCGAUGGUCCAGCCGCAAUCGAUAGAGUGCUGUUCAUCCAUGGUGUUCAGACUCCGGCGCUAGGCAUGCUCCCCCUCGCCCGCGCUCUUCAGAAAUCGUUCCCGGCUGCGCAUAUGGUUUUGAUCGAUCUCUGGGGCCACGGACUGAGCGAUACACCUGUUGUUCCGCACGAGGCAUCACUAUUCCAUCAGCUGAUUGACGACCUACUGGAUCGCUUGAACUGGCCGUCUGUUCAUCUUGUCGGCUUCUCUUUCGGCGGUGCUACUACUGUCAGCUACGUUGUCUCCAGGCCCUCACGCGUCAAGAGCUUCACUCUUGUCGCGCCUGCUGGUCUUUUACAAUUAUCCAUGUUCACGUCCGAAGAGCAAGCUUGCCUUCAAGGAGACGACGGAGCUGCUGCAAAGAAAUGUGUCUUGAACAUUCUCGAAGGCGGUGACCUCGUCGUACCAGCAGAUUGGAAGCAAAGAGUCGCCAACGGUGAAGUCGUCGCUGAAGCAGUACGCGAGUGGCAGAUGCGCGAACAUCCUGGACAUACUGCCUCUGUCGUUGCGAUUUUCAGAGACGGUGGUGUUAUGGACUCGCAUGCUCACUUUGAUAAGGCGGCCAAGGUGGGAAUUCCAUCACUCGCUGUGCUUGGAGAGCUGGAUGACUUGUGCAGCAAGGAACAGCUCAAUGAGCACGGAUUUGAGAAUGUUUUCAUUGUUCCAAAGGCUGUGCAUAGUGUUGUGAGGGAUCAGGCUGAGCAUGUUGCUAGUCUCAUCGGUGAUUUCUGGAAGAAACUAGAGAAUUAAUAAACGAAAACAGAGGUAGUAGUUCGUCAGAAUGAAAUUGGAGCAUCUCUCUGUACUUCCAGGAUCCAUGGCACUUGCCUUCGCUAUUGAAAUCACUGUAUAAUUAGACAUCGUUGGAAUGCAUUACGUUGAGGCAGCACGAUAAUGGACUCCGGCGAAGUCAUGGAUCUAGAUCCCAAACUCAUGCCACUUUGAAG